AUGGCCUCGUCAGUUGUAAAUUUGUACGCAGAGUGCCGCAAUCACUCACACUGCUGUCCAGUCUACGCAGUCCGAAAAGCGGUGGAACGGCAUGGGUAUGAGGAGGAGGAGGAGGAGGAGGGCAAUUAUUUGCUCCUCCAGGUUAUCGCAUCCCAGGGAUCUUCGCAACCCAACAACAGUCUAAGCUUUUUACCACGCUACUGGCGCCAGGCUAAAUCCGGGGGCGGGCGCGAAGCUGGGGUGGGGGGGGCGCAGGUGAGUGACUACUCUGUCCUCCUCCUCCUCCUCCUUCAUUUCUACAACAUUCACCCCUGUCGUCGAAUACCACGGCUGCCAGAUUGCGUUCACCCUUAA
Molecule: messenger RNA, 354 nt
Organism: Mesocestoides corti
Lineage: Eukaryota; Metazoa; Platyhelminthes; Cestoda; Cyclophyllidea; Mesocestoididae
Source: the annotation of a GenBank genome assembly